AUGGUAGAAUCCUCCAGGUAUCUUGCGGAUCUAGAUGGGCUCGAUGAUAGCGCAGGAGAGGAGGAGGUGGCGGCCGAUGGAAACUCAGAGGAGGAGAUGGACCAGGACAAGGAGUUCGACGAGGACGCGGCUGAGAUGGAUGCCACCAAGGAGCUGUCGGCGCUUACGAGGCUGUAUGGAAGCGAGAACCUGAGGCAGCACAUGGAGAGAAUCAAGCAGAGUUUGAAUCGCUCGACGCCAGCCCCCUACACGCCAGAGUACCGAGAGGACUACGAGCUCGUCUGCAAGAGCAAUGAGAUUGUUUAUGAGCUCGAGCAGGAGACUUUUGCACUGACCACAUACAUCCGUCAAGGGUACGCAAUCAGAUUCCCUGAGCUCGAAGCCCUCAUACAGAACAAUCUGGAUUAUGUCCGUACGGUGUACAAGUUGGGAAACAUCCCAGGAGGUGACGCUACGCAAGUCGACCUGUCAGGAGUCCUUCCAAGUGCCACAAUCAUGGUUGUCACUGUCACCGCAACGACGACCUCAGGAAAGGAGCUUCCUCAGGAUCAGCUGGAAAAGGUCAUGACGGCCUGCGAGCAAACCUUGAAGCUGGAGGAGAACAGACUGGAAAUUUUGGACUUUAUAGAGUCUCGCAUGAACAUUCUUGCACCUAAUCUGACGAUCAUCGUGGGCUCGAAGGUCGCCGCCACCAUGAUGGCCAUGGCUGGAGGACUGCAGGAGCUCUCCCGAAUGCCUUCCUGCAAUAUCCGCAUCAUGGGAGCGAAGCGAAAGGUUCAGAACGGAAUGUCGACAGCUGCACUUGGAGUCAGAGGAGGCAUCAUUGUUCAGAGCCCCCUCGUGUUGAACAGCCCCCAAGAAUUCCGUGAGAAAGCAGUGAAGCUGAUCAGCGCCAAGUGCGCGCUUGCAGCUCGAGUUGACGCUUCCAUCGAGUCUCCGUCCGGCGAAGUCGGAAAGAAGCUCAAGGAUCAGAUUGAAGAAUCGCUCGCAAAGGUCGCUGAGCCUCCUCCUCAGAAGCGCCACAAGGCUCUCCCUGUGCCAGACGAGAAGCCCAAGAAGAGACGAGGAGGGAAGCGAGCCAGGGCGAUCAAGGAGAAGUAUGCUACUACAGAGCUGAUGAAGCAGGCCAAUCGCAUGCAGUUUGGAGUGCAGGAGGAAGAAGUUUUUGGAGGAACAGACGAGACGAUGGGACUCGGAUCGCUCGGAAAGUUGGCGCACAGCGGGAAGCUGAGGAUACAGAAGAAGGAGGUCAAGCUUCUCAAUCAGAAGGCGAGGGAGAGGAACGGGUUGACGUCGGCAGUCAAGGGCAUGGUGUUCCAAGCCAUGGCGAGCGAUGGCACAGGAACUGUCACUCCGUUGGCCUCUAGCAAGGCCUUCAUGAACAAGGCGGCGAGCAAAUACUUCGAGGGUCAAGACUUCUUCAAGAAGUCCGGCAAGGACGACAAGGAGCUCAUGCCGCCCCCGCUACCAAAGAAGAAAUGA
Molecule: messenger RNA, 1482 nt
Organism: Guillardia theta CCMP2712
Lineage: Eukaryota; Cryptophyceae; Pyrenomonadales; Geminigeraceae
Exons: 20
Coding region: 1-1482 (493 amino acids)
Biological process (GO): mRNA splicing, via spliceosome; spliceosomal tri-snRNP complex assembly
Cellular component (GO): precatalytic spliceosome; U4 snRNP; U4/U6 x U5 tri-snRNP complex
Source: RefSeq, a predicted model, not a curated record